Messenger RNA from Ornithorhynchus anatinus (platypus), 1519 nucleotides. RefSeq names its product GRB2 related adaptor protein (gene GRAP). The transcript has 5 exons. Bases 188 to 838 code for a protein of 216 amino acids. The record is from RefSeq and is a predicted model, not a curated record. Gene Ontology annotation, molecular function: protein binding. Lineage: Eukaryota; Metazoa; Chordata; Mammalia; Monotremata; Ornithorhynchidae.
GACGCAGGGCCCCGGCAGUGGAGGGGCAGGGUGUGAGCGCGGCAACUGGACCUACGGCUGCCAGGGACUGACCGCCUCAGGCUGAGGGUGGCGGGGGAGGAGUCGUGUCCCAGCCUUUUCCUCAGCACUUGAGCGGCUGCGACCCGGGGGGAUUAAAGUCAGAGAAAAGAGCGGUCGCCUGCACAGGAUGGAGUCCGUCGCCCUGUACAGCUUCCAGGCCACGGAGAACGACGAGCUGGGCUUCACCAAGGGGGACACUCUGAAGAUCCUGAACAUGGAAGAUGACCAGAACUGGUACAAAGCCGAGCUGCGUGGCGCUGAAGGGUUCAUCCCAAAGAAUUACAUCCGGGUCAAGCCUCACCCGUGGUAUGCAGGAAGAAUUUCCAGGCAGCUGGCUGAAGAGGUCCUGCUGAAGCGAAAUCACCUGGGAGCCUUCUUGAUCCGAGAAAGCGAGAGCUCUCCAGGGGAAUUCUCCGUCUCCGUGAACUAUGGAGAUCAAGUACAGCAUUUCAAAGUGCUCCGAGAGAGGAUUGGGAAAUACUACCUUUGGGAGGAGAAGUUCAACUCCUUGAACGAGCUGGUGGAUUUCUACAGGACCACUACCAUCGCCAAAAAGAAACAGAUCUUCCUAAGAGACGAGGAACAGAAGCCUGAGCCGAAAGCCAAGUACGUCCAGGCUCAGUUUGACUUCUCCGCCCAGGACCCUUCCCAGCUGAACUUCUACCGGGGCGACAUCAUAGAGGUGCUGGACCGCUCCGACCCAAACUGGUGGAAGGGGAAACUCUGCAGCCGCAUCGGCUUCUUCCCGCGAAACUACGUCCAGCCCGUCCACAUGUGACCGGCCCCGGCGGCUCGGGACCCCGGCUCCCCGGGGCUGGGAGUCCCGUGGGAAUCCUGAGAAGUCACCCCCGGCGUGAGACGCGGGACCUUUCUGGUUUCCUGCCGUGGAAGGCGGGGGAUGUGCUCUGGAGGUAUCCCGGGUUCACCGGGAACUGUCUCACUCUGUGAUCAGCUUCUCCCUCCCUCCAUUUCCAGAGGGGGCCUGGGCCUCGAUGCAGCUUGGAUGCUUACGUGGACUCUGCGGGGGAAGUCAGGACUGUCUGAUUCCCUCUGCUUUUCCAAAUGGCCAGAUUCCCUCGGUCUGGGAGGGGCCAGAGACGCCACUGAGGGACCGCGGUACACAUCUCCCGCCGGUCCUGCCGCCACCGCCAUCCCUGGGGGAAUAACUCUCCUGCUGAUCGGGUCCGACCUCGGGCUCCGGCUCCGCCUCGGGAUCUCUAUCAGCCGUGACAUUUGUUCCCCACCUCGAUCUGAGGUUCCCCCGGACCCUCUGUGUUUGUUGUGUGGCUUCCCCUGCAGAAACCGAGAGAGGCUGUGGAAACCAGACGUACCCAUCGAUACGCUGCAUUCUGACGCAACGGCCCACGGCCCUCUGCAAAGGCAGGAGGCAAGUCUUGUUAACCUAAAAGCCAAAUGCCUGAGAAGGGGUGGUGUGGAAUAAAAAGACUCCCACAAGACA